AGGCGGAGGUCGGGCCCAUGGGCGGGCCCCGCCGCUCCCGAAGGGGGCCUAUAUAAGUAGACUCGCUCGACGUUAUAACGCGAUCCAACACAAUCAACUUCUGCCUCAUCAACAACUAGACAUGCGUCCUACCGUGCUGUUUCUCUUGUUUUGCCUCGGCCUUGCGGUCGCCCAGCAUAAUCAACCGUAUCAAGUGACUACACCGGUACCUAUUUUAAAACAAAUAAACAAACACAACGAGGACGGUAGCUAUAGUUACGGUUUUGAAGCAGCGGACGGCUCGUACAAGAUCGAAUCCAAGUAUCCGACCGGCGAGGUUUACGGCAAGUAUGGCUUCGUGGACGACUCCGGAAAUUUACGCGAGAUCGAAUAUGGCGCGUCCAGACGCGGCUUCGAGCCGGUCGGUCCUGGGAUAAACGUGCCCCCGCCAACCUUGACCGGCAACAGCAUCGCCGGUGGCGGGAACGAGCCCGAGGAUGACGGACAGUACCGCGAAGAUCCGUCGAUCUAUCACACCGAUCCACGUUACACCAACGGAGAACGUUACGAAUCGGCGCCUAAACACAGGCAGCAACCGAUCACCUACAAUUCGCCGCAACAGAUCGCGCCGGCACCGGCACCGGUAGCUUACAAUCAGUUGAGAUAUAACGCGCCCAUCAAUUACAAGCCGGCGACGGUAAGCCCGCGGAUCCAGUCGGAAUAUCGACCUCAGUAUCAACCACAGUAUCAAGGUCAGCAGUUGCAAUCCACGUAUCCUUCACCUGCGAUACCGGCCGGUCCCCAAGGACAUUCCGCGACCAGUAUCGGCGUCAACGCCGGUUUAGCAUCUUACACAGUCAAUUAUAAACGAUAAGAAGAAAAAGAGAAAGUAAGAGAAAGAGAGAAUUAUAUCGUGUGUACAUAUGUCAUUGGUAAUCAAUAUUUUAAGAUUGUUAUUGUGUAAACGUUUAUUUAAUUAUUAAUAUUAUUAGAAUAUUUCGGCAACAAACUAACUUUUUUCAUGUUAAUUUAGCGAUAGAUAAUGGCACAGUUACAUUAGUAGAUAUCUAUGAUUAGUUUAAUUGUAUUUUGGAUUGUCCUUAUCUUUCAUCCUCGCGAGUUUCGAAUGAAACGAUACUUUCUACCUCUAUUUUCUGAUGUUUCCUCUACCUCUUUCGCUUCAAGAGAAUUUUUAUCUCUCUUAAUCAAUUAAUAAAUUAAAGCUCUUCUAUAAUUUAUUUGUCUUUAAUUUCAACUUACGUCUUUGCUUUUUCAUUUUUUUUUGCAAUGACAUCAGCAUAUUUAUGUAGCAUUUGUGGCUAUAUACGAAAGUUUUUCUAGCAUUACAUUUUUGCCCGUGUUACGUUCAAUAAGUAAUUUGAGAUUCGUCAACAGAUCGACAUAUUGCAAUCUUUUAUAUAUUUAAAUACAUGCAUGAUAUAAGUAUACAUAUGACACACGAACAUAUCGUGCAAUGUUAAGCGAGGCAAAACUGUAAAUAGAAUACAAUCUACGAUCCAAAAUUAAUUAAUAUCAAAAUCAAUAAUGCAUUUGAUGAUUUAAACGCGUCAUUGAACGAUUUACAUCGGCCUUGUAAUGAUAUUGAACAAUAUAUACAACCGAAUAAUAAUCACAAGUACUUGGUAAUAAAUUUCAAUUGCAUGUGCCAAGUGCAUACAGCGUUAACGGACCUCCCUAGGUUUUCUUAUUUAAUACUCUUAUUUGAAAACGCAGUUAACAUUUUUUUCCCCGCGUACAAGGAACGCCGUCGGGCUAUACUUGACACACCCAAGAAUUUUAUUCGUUGUGUAACUCUUAAAGACACCCGUACAUACCUUUGUAAUCAGUCCUUUCGAUUGUGCGCUAAAUAAAAAUCUGUAUGUAUCGUGAUGAACCAAA
This is a messenger RNA of Cataglyphis hispanica, 1878 nucleotides long. RefSeq lists its product as uncharacterized. Gene Ontology annotation, molecular function: structural constituent of chitin-based larval cuticle. Lineage: Eukaryota; Metazoa; Arthropoda; Insecta; Hymenoptera; Formicidae. Gene Ontology annotation, cellular component: chitin-based extracellular matrix. The coding region runs from base 122 to 853 and encodes 243 amino acids. The transcript has 4 exons. The record is from RefSeq and is a predicted model, not a curated record.